Molecule: messenger RNA, 1369 nt
Organism: Zerene cesonia (dogface butterfly)
Lineage: Eukaryota; Metazoa; Arthropoda; Insecta; Lepidoptera; Pieridae
Gene: Arf102F
Product: ADP-ribosylation factor 2
Exons: 4
Coding region: 146-688 (180 amino acids)
Biological process (GO): intracellular protein transport; vesicle-mediated transport
Cellular component (GO): plasma membrane; cytoplasm
Molecular function (GO): GTP binding; GTPase activity
Source: RefSeq, a predicted model, not a curated record
UUAAUGCGUCGACGAAUCAGAAAUUGACGUAUAUUGUAUGGUGUUGUGGGUUUAUGUGUUGUACAAUUAAAUUGUAGGGGAAUCUUUUCAAAGUGAUUCACAUUCUCUUAUAUAUAAACCUGGGCAAAUUAUUUAAGAUAUCAGAAUGGGUUUAACUAUUUCAAGUGUUUUUACGAGGCUUUUUGGAAAAAAACAGAUGCGUAUUCUAAUGGUUGGACUUGAUGCCGCUGGCAAAACUACCAUACUUUAUAAACUUAAGUUGGGCGAGAUUGUGACAACAAUACCAACCAUUGGCUUCAAUGUAGAAACUGUUGAGUACAGAAAUAUAAGUUUCACUGUUUGGGAUGUUGGUGGCCAAGACAAAAUCCGGCCUUUAUGGCGUCACUAUUACCAAAAUACCCAAGGGCUUAUAUUUGUUGUAGAUUCCAGUGAUACUAAAAGAAUAGCAGAAGCUGAGAAUGAACUAGCCAAUAUGUUGAAAGAAGAUGAACUAAGGGAUGCUGUAAUUCUGGUGUUCGCGAACAAGCAAGACAUGCCAAAUGCUAUGACAGCAGCAGAACUUACAAAUGCUCUCAACCUUAACAAUUUAAGAAACCGUCGUUGGUAUAUCCAAGCAACAUGUGCAACUCAAGGCCAGGGUCUCUAUGAGGGGUUGGACUGGCUGUCCAAUGAACUAGCCAAGAAGUGAGACUAAAUCCAACAGGGAUCUUGGGAAUGUAUACCAUACAUUCCCAAAAGGCUGGACAACAUUUUAUACAUGCUGUCAAACUAACUUGAAUUGAAAGACUAAAUUUGUAUGUAAUUUAAUUAUAUACCAAUAUAUUUAUUGUGUAAUGUAAGGGUCGGAUUUAUUAUCUUACUUUCCACUGCAUUUUAUAUUGAGAGCUAUGAUUAUAUUCAAUGUCUAUAAUAUUUUGUGGCUUUUGUGAAUGGGUAACAUAACAUAAUAUUAUGCAAGUAUGCUAUAAUUUUGCCAUAAUUAUACAGUAUUUUAUGAAAUUACCAAUUCAUUUUGUUCUAGCAUACAUCAUGUUAUAUUGGAUUGAUGCAUACAUUUUAAACAUUGAAUACCAUUGAUAGUAUAGGUGUGAACUUUAAUAGAAAAUUCAAGAAGUAUCCUUUUUCUGCUAUAAAUGCUCCAUUGCACCAUUAUUUAGAUUCAUUGUAUCUGUUAUAAUGAAGCAUAUUCCUGGCUGUCAUUACUAAAUACCAAAUCUAAUACUUUUUAUUUACUAGUUCUAGAGAAUAAGAUCCAUUAGGUCUCUGUUUAAAUUUUAAUGGAAAUUUACACAGCUUUUAAUAUUAAAAAAAAUUAUGUGUAAGUUUGGCCAAAUGUAAUACAUUCUCAAAAGUUAUUUAGGGCUACUAU